GGCUGGAGAGUUCCGGCCUCGUCGGGUACGACGUCGGAGAAGGGGGAGAAAGAGGCGGCGGCUCCGCCCACUGCCUCCCUCCUUCCGAGCUGCUUCCCUUCCCCGGGGGCGUCGCGCGGCGGACUGGAGCCCUCCCGCUGUAGGGGCGCUCGCGUGAAUGGCCGGGCGCCUUGCAGGGCAUGGCGGGGGCGUCAAUCGGGCCCCCCUGCUCGUGGCUUGAAAAGAGGCGGGGACGGCGGCAGCCCCACCACUAGCACCGCGGUGGCCCCGCUCCGAAAAGAGGAGAAGCGGCCCCGUGGAAGGAGGCAACUCGGGGCAAGGGAGGCGGGUUGCAGCAGCUGUAGCAGCUGCUCCUGCUCCUCCUCCUCUGUAGCCGGGCCCGUGGAGAGCGCCGAAGGAAGCAGCUCUGGCCCCGCUGGCUGGUCUUAGUGCUUGAAGCCCCCGGAGGCGUCGGCCUGAUGGCUGCGGGACCCCCUCCCGGCUGAGCGCCUGCGACGGCCUCGGGAUCGGCGCCCCUGCUGCUAGGCAGGAGGCGCGCUCCGCUCGGAGGGGAGGGAAGGGCUCCAGCGCAGCGCGCCCCCGUCCGCCUGUCUGUCCGUCGGUCCCGUCGUGCACGAGCCGGGCGCUCCCGCCGUGCCGCCAUCUUCCUCUGUCUGUCUGUCUGCCAGCCCGGGCGGCCCUUUGUCCUCCUGCAGCGCUGCUGGGCGAGCCCAGGCCGGGCGACGGUUUCAGGUGCGCCCCCCCUGGGGGGGGGAACCAUGUCCCGUCGGAAACAGACCACCCCCAAUAAAGUCCACUGUCAUGUUGGAAAGGAUGCGAAGGGACGGAUUGGUCAGGCCACAGUUGCUUUGCAGGAAGGGUUUGGGGAAAGCUGUUUUGGGGAAUGGAGCCCAGGCAUUAGUCCCAUUCUGGGCCAUCUUCAGGGGAGCAAGUCUUUGCUGGGUUAGAAGAGCACACACGUCAGGCCAUGAUGAGAAGAGACUUCCCUGGGCUGCUUGGAGCCCAGUCACCACUCAUGCAGCAGCUGGCACCCCCGCCACAAGAAAAGGACUCCAGCAGCAGCAGUAGCAGCAGCAGCAACAGUGAUAGCGAGGGGGAUGAGACAACACAAGAUGAGGUCUCCUCCCAUGCUUCUGAGGAGGAUGGAGCAUCAGCGACAGUGAAAAAGGAACUGGAACUUACUGAGCAGCUGGGCUGCAGCAAGCAGGUUGCUCGAGGCCAUGAGAUGGGUUUAAAUGCCAGCCCAGAUACCCUGAUGGGACUCUCCCGUUGUCCCCUCUGCCAACUAGAGUGUGGAAGCAGGGAGCAGCUUGUCACUCACGUCUAUCAGCACACGGCAGCUGUGGUCAGUGCCAAGAGCUACCUGUGUCCCGUCUGUGGCCGAGCACUCAGCUCCCCGGGCUCCUUGGGCAGGCACCUCCUCAUCCACUCCGAGGACCAGCUGUCCAACUGUGCGGUGUGUGGGGCUCGCUUCACCAGCCAUGCUACUUUCAACAGUGAGAAGGUGUCAGAGGUGCUGUGUGGAGAUGCCCUGCCCAUUCCCCUCCCUGAGGCUUCUUCUGGUGCCGAGGAAAAGGCAGGUGGUGGUGGUGGUGGUGCUGCUGCUGCUGCUACUGUCAGCCCCACAGUGUAUCCUGCUGGCAUCCUCCUGGUGUGCAACAGCUGUGUGGCCUACCGCAAGCUUCUGGAAGCUCAAGCUCCAGGGGUUCGCAAAUGGGCCUUGCGAAGGCAGAACGAGCCCUUGGAGGUGCGGCUGCAGCGCCUGGAGCGAGAGCGCACAGCUAAGAAGAGCCGUCGAGACAACGAGACACCGGAGGAGCGUGAGGUGAGGCGCAUGAGGGAUCGAGAGGCCAAGCGGAUGCAGCGGAUGCAGGAGACAGACGAGCAGCGUGCGCGCCGCCUGCAGAGGGACCGUGAAGCGAUGCGCCUCAAGCGGGCCAACGAGACCCCUGAGAAGCGGCAGGCUCGGCUCAUUCGGGAGCGCGAAGCCAAGAGGCUAAAGCGGCGGCUGGAGAAAAUGGACAUGAUGCUGCGGGCUCAGUUUGGCCAGGACCCCUCGGCCAUGGCUGCACUGGCAGCCGAGAUGAACUUCUUCCCACUGCCAGUGGGUGGGCUAGAGCUUGAGGGGCAGCUGCUUGGUAAAAUGGCCUUUGAGGAGCCAAGUCCCAGUGCGCUGCACUGAGGAGGGUAAAAAGGAGAACCUGCUCUUGUCUGCUGAGGCCCCACUUGCUCCACCAGUGAAGCAUGGAACUGGAGUGUGACAACGGUCUGGGGGGGGGCAAGGAGGGAGAAAGGGGUGGGCGCACUGGCUGUGAUCAGAAAUAAAUUAAUUGUACAUGUCCCCAGUCUGUGCCUCGUGGGCUUGGCCGAUUCACUGCAGCAGCUUGAGAGGCAGCUUCUGCUUCUGCCUUGCCUAGCUUGCUUCCUUGUUGGGCAAGAUCCAGCUGGAACUUUGCAGUGCUGUAGCCUGCCCCUUACUACAUCACGCUGGAGCUCUUAAGUGGGGACUAGCAAAGAAGGUGGAGUCCUGAAGAGGGAGGUAUAUAAUACGGCUUGGAGCCUCACAAGUUACGCACAGGGGUGUAUUAGGCCUAAUCAUAGUGGCUGCUAGACUUAGGUACAGUGGCAUCAAAUGGGAGGUUUGUGGAAGAAUUUGACAUUUUGGGGGGAUACAGGUUGGGGGAGUGCUGCUGCUCUUCUUGCCUUUGUGCUUAGAGAGAUGAUGGUGGAAGGAGGCAGUUUCUUCCAGGGAGCACCAGUGAAUGGCAGACUUAUAAACAAAGGCUAGAGCAGGCACCCCCAAACUUUGGCCCUCCAGAUGUUUUGGACUACAAUUCCCAUCAUCCCUGACCACUGGUCCUGUUAGCUAGGGAUCAUGGGAAUUGUAGGCCAAAACAUCUGGAGGGCCGCAGUUUGGGGGUGCCCGGGCUAGAGGAAGACCCUACUGAGGGGUAUAUUUCUUUUCUUGGUCAGCAGCCUGUGUCGUCUCUUGCCCAACUUGCAAACUAGGUGAAAGGGAGAGACUUGGCUACACAAGCGAGGAGAAAUUAUCUCUGUCUUGUUAGCCAAGUCUGUUCUGUCCCAUUAAUCUUAAAUAAUAAAACCUAUGUGCAGCCUGUUAAAUUUUUUACACAACAGAACAGAGCUAAUUGUGCCAGUGUGAAGAUUGCUAAUUGGGGCUUUAGUGACCAUUGUAUGAAUUUAAGGAAGUUUCCUUUAUGAGCUUUGGUGUUUCUGCCAAAGUUUUCUCCAGGAGACAAGUAAGACACAGACACAUCAAAGGAAAAGCUAUUGGCUUAUAAUUAUAUAGAUAUAGAUA
Zootoca vivipara (common lizard) is the source of this 3319-nucleotide messenger RNA. It is a transcript of the gene ZNF821, whose product is annotated as zinc finger protein 821. Gene Ontology annotation, molecular function: RNA polymerase II cis-regulatory region sequence-specific DNA binding; DNA-binding transcription repressor activity, RNA polymerase II-specific; DNA-binding transcription activator activity, RNA polymerase II-specific. The record is from RefSeq and is a predicted model, not a curated record. Lineage: Eukaryota; Metazoa; Chordata; Lepidosauria; Squamata; Lacertidae. Gene Ontology annotation, biological process: regulation of transcription by RNA polymerase II. Gene Ontology annotation, cellular component: nucleus; nucleoplasm.